CCUCGCAAAGUUUGACUUUAAACCCUGGCCACCAUAUGGUCGCCUAGUGUUGUCAUGCAGUUUCUCCUGAUCUUGGGGUUUUUGGGGGUCUUGGCUCAAUGGUCUUGGGUCGCAAGCAGCUUAAAUUAUGAUGACCAAGUGUUUUCCAUCACACCAAAGACACAAGCAGAGGUGGACAUCGUGAAGAAUGUGUCUUCCCAAUACGAGACGGUGCUCUGGAGCCCCGCGGCCCCGGAGUUCAUCCGGGAAGAGGCCGAGGUCCACCUCUUCGUACCCGGCAACAGCUCACAGGCGGUCCGGGAGCUGCUCCAGACGCACGGCGUCACGCACGCGGUGAUGUUGGCCAACACUAAGGAGCUGAUUGAGAUGCAGACUAGGAACGCCAGCACCGACCCGCGAAGUGGCAUAUCCUACUAUGAUAAAUAUCACAGUCUGGAAGAUAUUUAUCAUUGGUUGAACAAGACAGCCAUGGAGAACCCCGACCGCAUCAAAGUCAUUCUGAUCGGGUCAUCCUUUGAGAAGCGACCCCUCUACGUUCUGAAGUUGUCGGCCAUUUCAACCACAAAUACGAAUAAGAAAGCCAUAUGGCUGGACUGUGGGAUCCAUGCCAGAGAGUGGAUCGCCCCUGCUUUCUGCUUAUGGUUUGUACAAUACUCACUAUCAUUUUACGAGUCAAACCGGGACAUAGCUACCAUUCUAGACAACAUGGAUGUCUACGUUCUACCAGUCAUGAACCCUGACGGCUACAAGUACACAUGGACCACGGAUCGGAUGUGGAGGAAGAAUCGCUCCACCAGAGAGGACAGCCGUUGUGUGGGGGUGGACCUGAACCGAAACUUUGAUGCCAACUGGUGUACGGAGGGCGCGUCGCACCGCCCCUGCUCGGAGAUCUUCUGCGGAGAGUUCCCCGAGUCGGAGCCGGAGGCCAGCGCCGUGGCGAGCUUCCUGCGCCGCCACAAGGAGGCGGUGGCGCUCUACGUCACCAUCCACUCCUACUCCCAGAUGCUGCUCUUCCCCUACUCCUGCACCAGGGACCAGGCCGAGAACCACGCCGAGCUGCUUUCAAUGGCCAAGGAAGCAGCCCUAAAGAUCAAGAGGUACUACCGCAACAAUUAUAAAUACGGUGCUGGAGCCGAGACGAUAUACCUGGCGCCGGGGGGCUCCGACGACUGGGCGUACAAACUCGGCAUCAAGUACUCGUUCACGUUCGAGCUCCAGGACAGAGGGCGAUACGGCUUCCUCCUCCCUCCGUCGGAGAUCCCGCGGGCCUGCAACGAGGCGCUCAUCGCCCUCAAGACCAUCGCUCUCCGGGUCGUAGAGAGGAUCCCACCGCCAGCGUAGAAUAAAAUAAAAUAUCACGUGUGUAACGUCGAGGAUGUAUGGCUGUCAAUGUAUUGUGCUCGCGGUUAGCGCUCCCACACCGUGAACUAUAUAACUACAAUUGUGAGAAUGAAAAUAAAAAAGUAAACCAGAA
Gadus chalcogrammus (walleye pollock) is the source of this 1474-nucleotide messenger RNA. RefSeq names its product carboxypeptidase B2 (plasma) (gene cpb2). The record is from RefSeq and is a predicted model, not a curated record. Bases 55 to 1341 code for a protein of 428 amino acids. The transcript is spliced from 11 exons. Gene Ontology annotation, biological process: fibrinolysis; proteolysis. Gene Ontology annotation, molecular function: metallocarboxypeptidase activity; zinc ion binding. Lineage: Eukaryota; Metazoa; Chordata; Actinopteri; Gadiformes; Gadidae.